Messenger RNA from Arabidopsis lyrata subsp. lyrata, 1605 nucleotides. Its product is annotated as putative methyltransferase At1g22800. NCBI's taxonomy places the organism in Eukaryota, Viridiplantae, Streptophyta, Magnoliopsida, Brassicales, Brassicaceae. The coding region runs from base 303 to 1370 and encodes 355 amino acids. The record is from RefSeq and is a predicted model, not a curated record. The transcript is spliced from 11 exons. Gene Ontology annotation, molecular function: S-adenosylmethionine-dependent methyltransferase activity. Gene Ontology annotation, cellular component: mitochondrion. Gene Ontology annotation, biological process: mitochondrial respiratory chain complex I assembly.
UGUAAACAUUUAAUGGACUUUACGAAGAGUCUGGAGUCCUCUGUUAUAUGAAUUGCUUACCAGCUUCUAUACCAUAGCGUUUCUGGUUGCAAGUACUUACUUAACCAUCUUGCCAGAGAAAGUUGACAAUCUGAUGACAACAUAGGGUUAAAAUGUAAAAUUAAAAACAAUAAGGGAGAAAUUAUGGAAUACAGAUAAACAUUAGGGAUCAAAAUGAAAGAGGACCAGAAAGAGAAAUCUACCGUCUCUUCUUCAAACCAAACCCAGAACCCCCGUCCGACGUUUUCCCGGUGAAGAUAGAGAUGCGGAGGAUCAAUUCACUGUACGGAAGAAUUGGUAUGCUUAGGAGAGUACCCGAAGAAUCUACGAAGAAAUCUCAUACAUUGCUCGCCUCUCUCUCCUUCUCUACGGAAGGUAGUUAUGGCGGUGACGGUGAGCUUCAGCAGAACAGCUCCAAAGUCAAGAUCUUUGAUCGAGAUCUCAAGCGAAUACAUCGUGAUCGAGCGGCGUGGCUUUCUCGCCAAAAAAACGAUUCUUUUGUUGACGCUGUUGCAGAGAAUCUACUUGACCGCUUAGAGGAUUGUAAGAAGAGUUUUCCCACUGCAUUUUGUUUGGGAGGAUCUCUUGGUGCUGUUAAGCGAUUACUACGUGGUCGCGGUGGGAUUGAGAAGCUUAUCAUGAUGGAUACUUCAUAUGACAUGAUUAAAUCAUGUAGAGAUGCUCAAGAGGAUUCACUCGAUAACUCCAUUGAAACAUCUUAUUUUGUUGGUGAUGAAGAGUUUCUGCCAGUCAAAGAGAGUUCGGUUGAUUUGAUCAUAAGUUCGUUGGGGCUUCAUUGGACAAAUGAUCUUCCUGGUUCCAUGAUACAGUGCAAACUAGCGCUGAAGCCUGAUGGCCUAUUUUUAGCAGCAAUUCUUGGCGGAGAAACCUUAAAGGAGUUGAGAAUAGCAUGCACUUUGGCUCACAUGGAGCGAGAAGGAGGUAUUAGUCCCCGGCUAUCACCUUUGGCACAGGUUAGGGACGCAGGGAAUCUCUUAACCAGGGCGGGUUUUAGUCUUCCUGGUGUUGACGUUGAUGAAUAUGUAGUCAAAUACAAGAGUGCGAUGGAUCUUAUAGAGCAUCUUCGUGCGAUGGGUGAAACCAAUGCUCUUCUCGAGAGAAACAAGAUUUUGAAUCGCGAAACUGCUCUGGCCACGGCAGCCAUAUAUGACUCCAUGUUUGCCACAGAGGACGGCACUAUACCUGCUACUUUUCAGGUAAUUUACAUGACAGGAUGGAGAGAACAUUCGUCUCACCCGCAGGCCAAACGAAGAGGUUCAGCCACCGUAUCCUUCACUGAUCUCCAGAAGCAAUUUGGCGGUCAAUCCUGAUGGAAUGAUUAAAGAGGAGAACACAUUCAAUAAACAGAGACUUUACAAUGAGACUCGAGAGAAAUCAGUGACUUAUCUAUAAAAUACUGUGAGGAACUCAUUCACUGGGCGAAAGCAUCGCAAUCAUGACAAAUGCUUUCACCCAAUAAUGUAAUAGCUGAUCAGAAGCAUGUUUGUAUUUUACAAAAAUAGUUUGAAUACUUAAACUCAAUCUUCAAUCACGAAACAUUAUCUC